UUGCCGGCGACGGCAGGCCGGAUAACGUUUGUAGAGAAGAUGUUGGACAUCACAAAGCGGACCCUUGACAGAGGCGAGCUGCCACUGUCUAUCAACGAGCAAGAGCGAGUUCGGGACAUUGAGAAGGUCCUGGGGCCCCUUCAGUGGGUCGCGGUGGUGCCCGCCGGCGUGCUCUGCGAGGUCCAGGUGCAAGAGGAGCCCCGGACACGCGGGGGAAAGCGCUGCUGGCUGCAGAUGGGCAGGUUGAAUGAGAGGGGCGGCCGAGCAAAUGUCAACAAGUGGCUGGCACCACUUGUGGCAUCUGGAGAGCGGGUGAAGCUGGAAGUGGGCAGCGCGCCUGGCAUGGCAUUCCUGGUCCUGCCGGCAUCGGCGUGGCCGGCAGCCAUGGAGAGCAUGCGGGAUGGCCGCGUGGAGCAUGGAGGUGUGUGUGGCGAGUGCCCUGGAGACCGGGCGGAGGGCGCUGGGAUGACUGGCAAGGAGAGCGUAAUGAGCAUAAUGGACGUGGACGAGAGGGGAGCACGUUCCCUGACGCUGGCCUUCCCGGUGGAUGAAGUUGAUGAGGCGGAGUCUGGCGAGCGGCUGGCGGCGCCUGUGGGCAGGGACCAACGCUGUGGUGAUGGGCUGGAGGCAGGCGAACCUUUGGCGGCAGCGACAACAGCGGAGCAGGAUGUGGAGGUGGCGGCUGAGAAGGAGGAGGCAGAUGCUGAUGCGGAGUUCGACCAGCUGCCGCCGGGAGGCUGGGUGCCAAUGCCACCUGUUGGGGUGAGUGCUUGGAGGAUGGUGGCCCCAGGGGAUGGAGUACUUAAGGCCGAGGGAGUGGGGCAGCCGGGCCAGGGGGGCAAGCCAUUAUGAAGGUGUUGAUUUUGUCAUGAUUGUGUGUUCAUGUGCAGGCACAUUUGGGGGAGCGCACUGAGGGUGCGGAGCUGCAGCGGGUGUGUGACCUGCUGCAGAUCCCGCUGGAGCUGCAGCAGUUGCUGGAUGGGCGGGUGUAUGAGGUGUCACCGGGGCUGCUGCAGACAUGCAACUGGCGCGCGGGCAAUGUUGCAAGGAAGGAUGUGUCGAGGCACCGUGCUGGCAAGCCCUGCAGGUCGGCGGAGCUGGCACUGCGGCGCUACUGGGACAUCCCUACCGUUCCAGCCCCUAUUAAACCAUCGGUUAAUCGCUGGUUACCCAGCGGUUAUCCCGGGAGGAAUGGCUGGUUUGGCACUCAGGUUACCAUCGGUUUAUUUGGGCUUCAGGCCGCAGACCGACGGUUAAUAGA
This is a messenger RNA of Chlamydomonas reinhardtii, 1261 nucleotides long. RefSeq lists its product as uncharacterized. Lineage: Eukaryota; Viridiplantae; Chlorophyta; Chlorophyceae; Chlamydomonadales; Chlamydomonadaceae. Bases 40 to 852 code for a protein of 270 amino acids. The transcript has 4 exons. The record is from RefSeq and is a predicted model, not a curated record.